Molecule: messenger RNA, 873 nt
Organism: Hibiscus syriacus
Lineage: Eukaryota; Viridiplantae; Streptophyta; Magnoliopsida; Malvales; Malvaceae
Product: transcription factor PHYTOCHROME INTERACTING FACTOR-LIKE 15-like
Exons: 5
Coding region: 233-691 (152 amino acids)
Biological process (GO): regulation of DNA-templated transcription
Molecular function (GO): protein dimerization activity; DNA-binding transcription factor activity
Source: RefSeq, a predicted model, not a curated record
UAUAUGGGAUCCUUCUUCUUCUAGGGUUCAUGGCCCAUCCUCAAGCUCCGUAUGUUCGCGUGGUGCUUCGAAUUGCCCAAUAUACACUUUGCAAACUAGAUAUGAAGACACUGAUCUCAGCGAUAAUAAUGCAACGGAAGAAGCUCACGAGACGAUAAAAGCAAAGAGAAAGAGAAAACCAGAAGUUCACAGCCUAUCUGAAAAGAGACGAAGAGAGAAAAUCAACAAGAAGAUGCGGGCAUUGCAAGAGCUCAUUCCCAACUGUAAUGAAGUGGAUAAAGCUUCGGUGCUUGAUAAGGCAAUCGAUUACUUGAAAACCCUUCAGUUACAAGUUCAGAUGACGUCGAUGGGAAGUAGUGGUGUUUAUAUGCCUCGGAUGAUGCUGUUACCAGCUCCGUGGAUGCAACUUAUAAAUGCACGAGUACCUUCGGGUGGUUAUUCUCCCAUGUCCCCAACAAUGCAAAUGGCUCUAGGCUGCACCUCAGUAAUGCCGGGGAUCAACCAAGCUAGACUCAACAUGUUUGGCCUCCCCGGUCAGGUGUUAUUAUCGUCCAUGCCACCGUGGUGUUCACCACCUUUCGCAUCGUUGGCCGCAAGAUUUCCCCGACUACCGGUGCAGACCCCUGCCAAUGCCGCGGCUGCUUCUUUGUCCGCAUCAAUGGAUUCAAAUCGGGCACAUCAACUCAAAUAGUACGUACUGAAGACGAAAGUUAGCAGAUCACUUCUUAAAAGUUAAAAACAGUGAUGUAGAUCUCCUCGCUCGCAUAAAUGUUAACCAUCACCACUUGCCAUUUUUUAGUUUCUUCUCUUAUGAAUUUGAAAGUCAAUUUUCAUGAAAUUUAAGCUGAAAAUUAAUAAAAACUAAAGGAAGAG